Molecule: messenger RNA, 1065 nt
Organism: Symbiodinium necroappetens
Lineage: Eukaryota; Dinophyceae; Suessiales; Symbiodiniaceae
Source: the annotation of a GenBank genome assembly
AUGCUUUACAUCUGGAGCGUGUCCGGAGACCAGCUGGCGGCUAUGCCAAGCGCAGACGUUGAGGACGUGCGGACAGUGAAAGCAGAGCUGUACCGAUUGCACGGAUGGUCGCGAUUUCGGCAGAGGCUCCUUCACGACGGCUGUGUUUUGGAGAACACUGCCAGUUUGGAUGGCCGCGUCGAUGUGCAAAUGCUUCUCGUGGAUUUUGCAUCGACUAGCUGGCAUCAAGCAGACUCGCUGACCAAAGCUGUCACGUCGGGCAACGUGGGUCUGGUUGCAGAGAUCUUGGAUAGGCCACAAAACCCAAACUUUGUCGACACGCAAGGCCGCAAGCCGCUUGGUUUGGCACUCCGUGGCGGUCACAUUGGCAUUGCACAGCUGCUGUUAGAGGCUGGGGCCGGCAAGGAUUUCAUCGGGCAGUGGCGACAGGAAGCCUUUGAGGAGGCCAUCAUGCGAGGACAAACGGAAGUGGUUCAACUGCUGCUCGAGGUCGGCGCGCACAAGUCUUGGGUGACGCAGAAUCGUGACAUGCUUCCAUUUGCCGUGCAAUGUGGUCAGACCGACAUUGUGACCCUGCUGCUGGCUGCCGGGUUCAAAGAAGCCAUGAUUAAAGCCCUCCUGUUUACCAUCAUUCAGAAUCGUGUCGACAUGCUGCGGCUGCUGCUAGAUGCUGGUGUCCAGCGGAGAGACCUGAGAAUUGCAUGCCAAGCCGCUUCGAAUGAGCAAAAGCAUGACAUCGUUCAGGUGCUAGUGGAAGCUGGGGCAAGCCCACCGGUUGCUGCCACUGGACCCCGUCGAGACACUGAAAGCUUUCAUGCCGCUGCGCGCGCUAUAGCUCUACGAGGUGGUCACACCGCACAGACGGCAGAUGCUAUCCGGGAGCUGUUUCAUUCUUCAUUUCAAAAUUCGCCUCCUCCUCCCCCUACAAUUCCUCCUCCGCCGUCACUUUCCCCUCCCUUGCCUCCUGUUCCAUCAUUCCGCCCGCCACCACCGCCGCCAACCUCCACCCUUCCACAGCCCGACACCGCGGCCCCAAAGAUGCCUACCUGCCAUCGCGGCUUCCAU